UUGGCAUUACAAAGUCGAAACUCGAAGUACGAGAAAUAAAAAUUUCUAUUUUGAUUCUAAAAAUUUUCUCACAUAAAAUAUAUAGGUACCUUCUAUCAACAUGAGUAUUUUCAAUUGGAUUAAUAAAAUAUUUAACAUUGAUACAAAACCCAAUUCAGAUCUUCCUUCACAAUUUCAACUACCUAUCGAAAGUGCUGAAAAUAUUAAUGCCGAAAUACAUAAUUUAGAAUUUGAUGAUUUUUCUGAUUCAUUCAAUAGAAGAAACCAAUUUGAAAAUGAUAGGAAUAUGUUUAAUCUUGAAGAUAUCUUUAGACUGAUGGAAUUAGAAUUUCAAAAUGUACAAAAUCAUAUUAAAGGUUCAGAUAUUUCUACAAUUCCAAUUAGUCAAUCAACAAACAAAGAAGACUUAACUGGUAUACCAAAAAAAAAUUUUAUAGCACAAAGUACCUUUCUUAAUCCUAGUCCAGCUUCAAGACCUUUGAACAAACCAUCAAUGAACAUAACAAUAAAGAAUUCAGGAUCACAAUAUUUUGAAAAGUACGGCUGGUCGUCUUCGAGGUCGUCUUAUGUAUCUAAAAACUGGAAUGGCAGAAUAAUUGAAAAAGAAACAUGCACCAAUCAAUUAAAAGAUGGAAUUACUGAAACAGUUAUUACUAUGAAAGAUGGAAACAAAAAAUGCGUAGAAACAAUAACAGAAAAUUCAAAAACUGGAGAAAAAAUUGAAAAUUUACAAUUAUCCAACUUGGACCAAAAUGAAAUGAAUGAAUUGAAAAACCAAUUUUCAAAAUUCUAAUUGCGUGAAAAAUUUCUGAUGGACGGACACAAAAAUCUAGUGAUUUUCAAAACAGAAUUGAAUCUUUGAUUUGGGAAAAAUAUUAUUAUGUUAUUAACAUAUAGUUAAAUAAAUUACUAUAAUACUAUAA
This is a messenger RNA of Acyrthosiphon pisum (pea aphid), 923 nucleotides long. RefSeq lists its product as uncharacterized. The transcript is spliced from 7 exons. Bases 101 to 793 code for a protein of 230 amino acids. The record is from RefSeq and is a predicted model, not a curated record. Lineage: Eukaryota; Metazoa; Arthropoda; Insecta; Hemiptera; Aphididae.